Ictalurus furcatus (blue catfish) is the source of this 10517-nucleotide messenger RNA. RefSeq names its product SH3 and multiple ankyrin repeat domains 1 (gene shank1). The record is from RefSeq and is a predicted model, not a curated record. The transcript is spliced from 25 exons. The coding region runs from base 1422 to 8807 and encodes 2461 amino acids. NCBI's taxonomy places the organism in Eukaryota, Metazoa, Chordata, Actinopteri, Siluriformes, Ictaluridae. Gene Ontology annotation, molecular function: synaptic receptor adaptor activity; ionotropic glutamate receptor binding. Gene Ontology annotation, cellular component: postsynaptic membrane; postsynaptic density; dendritic spine.
UGUGUUCCUUUCUAUUUUAGAUCCAAGCUUCUGAUGAGAUUUUGAAUAAGGUGUACAGCUCGGAGAACUCUGGGAACUUAACAGACACCGUUAGUUAAAAAUAAAAUUGCCAAGAACGUUCCGUUUUCAGUUCCCUAAAGAGCCAUUAAAAAAAAAAAAAAACAUUUAAAGAACCUUUAAAGAACCUCAUCAUUUUUUCCACUGAAAAGCCGCUAACAUUUAUUUUUGGUGGGAUGUUUUUUUUCUCAUCUGCUUGUUAAAACUGUUUUUAGGAAACAAAAAGAUGGUUCUGUGGUGUCUGUCUGAAGAACCUGUUUUGCACUGCAAACUAGAACCCUUUGAAGAGGCUGAGAACUCUAUUUUCUAAAUGUUUAAGAGGAGAACUCUGAUAUGUCCUCUGUUGUAUACUUCUUCAUAGCGGUAUAGUUCUAGAAUGUACACCAUUUUAGGAAAAAUAUAGAGGCCUUCAGGGUUAAAGGUGUAGUUUUCUUUAGGUCCUGCUUUGUCUCAUUCUCCUCGUGCGCCACUGUUCUCCACUCUUUAAGUCAAAUCCAGAAAUCUUAAUGGAUCUUCGAUUGUUCUUAUAGAACUACAGACCUGAGCGUUCUCCUACAGUCUCAGAAAAAAGUAGUUCUAUGAUAUCAGUCUAAAGAACCACUUCGGCCUGUGAAGUAGAAAAAGAACCCCUCGAAGAACACGUGAAGAACUCUUUCUCUAAGAGUGCAGGAGAACGUUCUGAUACAGUAUAAACUCUGUUCUGCGGAGGGAAAACUGGAGAACCCUUAUGUGUUCCACAGGUUUAUGUUUUUUUUUUUAUCUUAGAGUGUCCUACAACUUUUCCAUGAACUAGGGAAAGUUGGAAAUCUUGGAAACUUCGAAGACUGUGAGGCACAAGGAGAAGCAACGUAUGAGAACCAGCAGGAACCAGAGAGAACUUGAACUAGAAGAAGCUGUACAGGCAUAGGCGAGGGUAGUUAAACAUGGGUGGAACUUGGGGAACUAAGCAGGAACUAAUGGAUCUAUGAGAACUAUGUUACCAGGGAAAGUGGGAAACAAGGAGAAACUGUGAGGACUUGGAGAACCAGGAGGUGUACGAACGGAAAUCAGACAAACUAGACAAACUGUACAGGACUGUAGGAACUAAAAGAACUAGAAAGAACACUUAAUUAUAAAAACAAAACCUUAAAGAAACCUAGGCAAACAAGAAGAACGAUGGAAUGUACUAAACGUAACAAGGGGAACCUGAAUAAGACAAAGUGGGAACUAAAGGAAGGAGUAAGUAGAGGAACUUAGGAGAACUAAAGAAGUGAUGAGAACUAGGAUGAACUAGAAGAACUCAUGACAGUUUCUCUCUCUCUCUUUCUCCACAGUGCAUCUCUGGGGAUGAUGCUGUUGCCUUGGGUACCACCCUUCCUGUCGCCAUGACGAUGCCACUGAGCCCCCUCUCCAGUGACGAGGAGCAGCAGAAGAUGCUGGGGAACAGUCAGCACCUGUAUCCAGGGGCGGAGGAGGAAGAGGAGGAGGAGGAAGGGGAGGAAGAGGAGGAGCUGGAGGACGAGUAUCAAGACGAGGAGGGAGAGGAGGAGAACGGAGAGUUGAACGGAGAGGAAGAAGAGGAGGAUGAUGAAGAGGACGUCAGGAGAGCAGGAGGAGGAGGAGGAGGAGGAGGAGGGAGGGCGGAAGGACAUAGGCAAAAAGCGGCCGGGCGUUCGGUGAGAGUUACCAUCCCGGGACACACGACCAAUCCUUAUUCCUCAAAUCCUGGCCCCGCCCACCAACCGGCAGCCAAUCAUCAGCAGCAGCAGCAGCAACAGAAGAGGCUGAGGAGAGGUUCAAGCUCCGCCCUCGAUGAUGCACACAUCGCCCUGAUGGUGUUCCGUAUCGGCAUUCCUGAUAUCAAACAGACGAAGUGUUUGCGCUUUAACCCUGAGGCAACGGUGUGGAAGGCGAAGCAGCAGGUGUUGUGUAGUCUCACUGAAUCUCUGAAAGACGUCCUGAAUUAUGGCCUUUUCCAGCCAGCUACUGACGGACAUGAUGCCAAAUUCCUGGAGGAGGAGAGGCCACUCCGAGAUUACCCACAAUCCUUUGAGAAAGGAGUGCCUUAUCUGGAGUUUCGCUACAAAACCCGAGUGUAUAAGCAGACCAACCUCGAUGAGAAGCAACUCGCCAAGCUGCACACGAAGGCCAGUCUCAAGAAGUUCAUGGAGUACGUCCAGUCCGGCAGCGUGGAGAAAGUGGCUAAGCUCCUGGACAAAGGGGUCGACCCUAACUAUCAUGACACCGAUACAGGAGAGACGCCCCUGACGCUGGCUGUACAGUGUGAGCCUGGAGCCGGUGAGGUCAUCAGGGUUCUGGUGAUGGGCGGAGCUCACAUCGACUUCAGGGCCAAAGAUGGACUCACGCCUCUGCACAAAGCCGUCCGAGCUCAUGCACACACCGCCCUGCUGACUCUGCUGUCUCUGGGAUCGUCUCUGGACUAUAAAGACCGUCGAGGCCUGACGCCACUGUACCACACCACGCUGACAGGGGGCGACACGUCCUGCUGCGAGACGCUGCUUUAUCACAGAGCCAAGAUUGGAGUGAGGGAUGAGAACGGCUGGGACGAGACACACCAGGCUUGUCAGAACGGAAACUCGCAACAUCUGGAGCAUCUGCUGUUCUACGGCGCUGACUCUUCGUCCCAGAACGCCUCAGGAAACACCGCCUUACACAUCUGCGCUCUAUACAACAAGGAGAGCUGCGCACGAAUCCUGCUGUACCGUGGAGCAAACAAGGACAUAAAGAACCACAGCGGACAGACGCCGUUCCAGGUGGCUGUGAUGUCAGGACAUUUUGAGCUUGGAGAGAUCAUUAAAAAUCAUCGGGAUGCAGACGUGGUGCCGUUUUUGGAGUCGCCGAAGUUUGCGCCCCAGAGGCGGGAGAGUGGUCGCACGCUGGCUCUGCCCCAUCCACACCCAUUCCUGCGCGCCAACAGUGACAACAGCAUGAACGUUCCUGAGUGGCUGGCCUUCCCCAACGCAGCCAUGACCAACAUAGUCUCCGUGCAGGGUCUGAAACAUGGCGGUACACUGCGCAGCUCCAGCAGUCCCCGGGGAGCCCGAACGCGUUCACCGUCCCGAGGCCGAACAGGAGACAGAGACGACCGCAGCAGACAGAGCCGGAGACAGGGGCCGGGCUCCAUCAGUUCACAGGGUGCAGCUCCGGCUCAGCGAAGGCGUCUGUACAGUGCCGUGCCAGGGCGAGUGUUUGUGGCCACGCGCUCACACACAGCACAGGGCGAGCGCGAGAUCAGCCUCAACAAGGGAGACAAAGUCAAAGUACUGAGUAUUGGAGAGGGUGGAUACUGGGAGGGGACGGUGAGGGGACGGACCGGUUGGUUCCCCUCGGACUGUGUGGAGGAGGUGGCAGCUCGCAGCCUGGAGCACCGCUCAGACAGCCGUAGCGAGAAGACCAAGAGACUUUUCCGUCAUUAUACUGUGGGAUCGUACGACAGCUUCGAUGCACCCAGUGACUACAUAAUCAAGGAGAAAACAGUGCUCCUGCAGAAAAAAGACAGCGAAGGUUUUGGCUUUGUGCUGAGAGGGGCCAAGGCACAGACACCAAUUGAAGAGUUUACGCCCACCCCAGCCUUUCCAGCACUGCAGUACCUUGAGUCUGUCGACGAGGGAGGCGUGGCCUGGAGGGCUGGUCUGCGAAUGGGCGACUUCCUGAUCGAGGUAAAUGGUCAGAAUGUGGUGAAAGUCGGCCACAGGCAGGUGGUCAACAUGAUCAGGCAAGGCGGAAACAGUCUGAUGGUCAAGGUGGUGAUGGUAACCCGCAAUCCUGACAUGGAGGAAGGCUCCCGAAAGAAAAUCCCACAGCAGAGUAAAAGGCUGAGCACUCCGGCCAUCGCACUGCGCUCCAAAUCCAUGACCUCGGAGCUGGAGGAGAUGGCUUCGGCCCCGUGGAAAAAAAAAUCAGAGUUUGAAUCCUCACAAGCUACGGAGAAAAAAAGGACGGUCUAUCAGAUGGCUUUGAACAAGCUGGACGAGAUUCUAGCCGCAGCGCAGCAGACCAUCAGCACCAACGAGACCCCAGUGCCACGAGGUCAAGCAGUGAAGCGCGAGAGAGGCCGGGGCUUUUACAACGAGUCAAAUUUUGACCAAACAGGGAUGGGAAUAACGUCUUCUGGGCCAGGGCACGGCUAUGACCGUGGCCCGUUUGUGUCUGCCCACGCCCCCCAGCACGGUAUGCUGCGACAGAAAUCCAUCGGGGUUCCUGAGGAGGAGAAGCAGUUCCUCCAUCCUCCAGCCAUGAAGUUUGCACGAAGCCUUUCAGUCCCUGGCCCAGAUGACAUUCCCCCUCCACCGACCACAGCGCCCCCUGAUCCCCCUUUCUCCUCGGCACCUCCGAUGGGCUGGAGAGGCAAGGCAUCCCAGCAGCCUUCAGUAUCGGUGUCACAGUCUACCUCCACCUCCACCCACUAUCAGCUUUAUUCCCAGUCAUCUCACUACACUCAUGGACCAAGGGACAGGUCCCCUGGACCACCCACAAGCUCUGCAGUUUCUGACCAUGCAACUUCUUAUUCUCAUGCCCAAGCGAUCCCCUCUGUCCCCAGCAGGACUGCUUCCAGGAAGGUUGUGGGUUACACAGGUGAUUCCACAGGAGCUGGAGGAGCAGCAGGAGCAAGGUCAGCUGGUUUGAGAAGAGGCUACAGCAAUGCAGUUCCACCCACUAGUGUGGCCACAGUGAUCCCUCAGCAACAACAGACUGCUCAGAGCCAGCAGACAAGAGCGGAGCGCACAACAGCAGGGACAGCAGCUGUGGGCGGAGUACAGAAAGCGGGUGUCCGAAGAGGCAAGGGGCCACUGGUAAAGCAGUCAAAGGUAGAAGACCUACGUUCUGGCCAGAGCACACUAGGAAGUAAAGGUUCAUUGGAAAAGAGCUCCAUUCCUAUCCCAACCAUAAUUGUCAAAGCCCCCUCCACCAGCAGCAGUGGACGCAGUAGCCAAGGAAGCAGUGUUGAGGCUGAUGUGCCCCUUCCAGGAGAAAGUGAAAGCUCCACAGGCCCACCCAUUGCACCCCCACCUGCCCCCACCAUGCCCCCACCUGAGCCACCAUCAGUACCUCCACCGCCACCACCCUCACUGCCACCACUCAGACCUCAGGAGAACCUGGAUUUUACUAGCCAGUUUGGUGCUGCCAUUGUGGGAGCAGCCCGCAGGGAUCGUGAGCGUUUCCAUGAAGCUCGACGGAAGAGUGCCUCCUUUUUUCUCUCUGCUGAGGAGGAGUUGGCAGGGAGUACUGGGGUAGCAGGAAUAGGAAGGAGUCAGGCCUCCCAGCAGCAGCUGCAGCAGCAACUGAGCUCACAGCCUACACCUCGCCUGAGACCCUCCAAAUCUAUUGAUGAGGGCAUGUUCUCAGGCGACACAUUCAUUCAACAUGCUCGCAGCAUGCCGCCUGCCUUUGGUCUUCCUGAGUAUUCCACAUCUGCGCCUCUGGGGGACUAUCAGCCUAAGUCUGUACCUGCUGACUUCUACCUGGGAGCCAGUCGUCAACAGCCACAACAGCAACAGCCUACCACCACCUUCAUCCACCCACUGACAGGGAAAGUUCUAGACCCAUCCUCUCCACUGGGCUUGGCUCUAGCUGCACGGGAGCGUGCCCUAAAGGAUGAUGGACGGAUGCGCAGAGAAAGGGCUGGUGAACACCACUUCACCCGCCAACUCUCCAGCGUGGGGCCUUUUCCUUCAUCCGCUGCCCCACCAUCAUCACUGCUCUCUCACUCAUCCACUCCCUCUUCCUCCAUGAUCUCUUCUGCUGCUCAGUCCUCCAACUCUUCCUCAUACCUCGUCACGUCCUCUUCACUAGCUGCCACCACCACCUCCACUCGGCCUCCAUCACCCAGGAUCCUUAGAGGAGCAGGGGGCGGUUGGACAGAGGAGACUGGGGAACGUGCUGAGAGAGAGUCUGCAGGAGCUGCACCAUCCAGGGAAGGGCUGAGGGUCCGGUUCUCUGAGGACAAAACCGUCCACACACACCACUACCAGUCUCAGCACUACCAACCCACACAGAAGGAAAGAGAGAGAGAGCGGCAGAGGGAACGUUCCCGGGAACGAGAGAGGGAGAGAGAGAUAGAAAGAGGUCAGAGCCAGCAGCAACAGCCAUCCUCACAGCCCACCACUCAGCAACCCCGGAGACCAUCCUUCUUGAGGAUGGAGAGUGAGGCAGGAACGUACAUCCUCUCACUCACCCCUCCAUCUCCUCCACCUACUGCCAUGACCACACGCACUUCAGCAGGACCAGGGACUGGGGGAGAGGGAGGCAGCAGCAUGGGACUGAUGGUUCUCCCUCCUCCAGCUCCAUCAGUGGAUGCAGAUGAUGAGUUUGUGUUUGCUGAACCUUUGCCACCUCCACUAGAAUUUGCUAACAGCUUUGAUCGUGCAAGUUAUUCUGCUAUAAUCGCUAACAACCUUGCAACCCGGCAGCAACAACACCAUCCAGCACCUCCACCUCCGCCCCCACCUCCACCUCCCCCAAAAGAUGCCUUCAUGACUGGCUUCCCUGCUCACACACCCCUGCCCUCUCCACAGGCUGGUGACUCCACCACCUCCAGUCUCACCUCCUAUGACAGUGAAGUUGCUAAUUUGACCCAGUCUGCCCCCUCUCCCUCUAUUGCUUCUCCCAACCCUCCCCCACCUUCAUCACCUUCCACCUUACAACCUUCUGGACCCCCUCCACCUCCCUCUGUGUCACCACCACCUCCUCCCUCUUCCUACCACAGACCUUUCAGCUUGUCUCAGACCCACCACCACUAUAACAGCACCCCUGCAACCAGACGUGCCACUUCUCCCACACCACCGCUUAUCACAAUCCCAGCUCCCUCUGCCUAUGGAGGACCUCCCGUUGCUUCUUCUACCCCUGCUACAUCCGCUGCUUUGAGGGGGACUUCCAGCCUCUCCAUGACCGCAACCUGUGCCACAGCAACCACCACCAUAACUACAACUUCUGUUGCUGCUAGCACUGCGCCUGCUGUCAGCCUGCACACCCAGCGCAUGGCAACUGUUUCCACAGUGGCCACAGGGAGUGGGAGUAGGCGACCCAGUGCUGAGCACCACCCACCACCCAGCUCAGCCAUGGCCAAGAGUGGUGAGUCCCAGGAGACCGUAGUGGACUCUGGUAUUGAGGAGCUGGACAGCCGCAGCAGCAGUGACCACCAUCUGGACAGCAUCCUGGCACUUAGCAGUGGGGGAGUCAGAGAAAGGAUGGAGAGAGCAGCAGAAAGUGACAGGACAAGUGGAGCAGAUUUCUUAGAGUCCUACAUGAGCUACCUGGAUGGACAGACUUUCGAAAUGCACAACACUAAAGCAGCAAGCACUGCUUCCACAUACCCCAAAAUGCAACGGUACAGAGAGGGCAGUCGUGCAUCAGAGCUCAGACGGCAGACCAGCACGGCUCCACCAGCCUACCACAGACGCCGUGGGGAGGAAGAGCCUGAGGAGGAGGAGCCAGAGGAGGGAGAGGAAGAGGAUGUGGGCACUCGGGAUGGUUACAGCAUUAGGGAAGGACCAGGAUUGUCUCGCUCCGCUGUCAUGUACUUUGAUCGGCCCCGAACCCCUGAGAUGAAGUCCCUUUGGGGUGAUGGGUCAACUGGCGCUACGCAGAUAGUGACUGAUAGCGGGGCUCAGUCUGAUGGAACUUACCUGGAAGGGCGUAAACUGCACCCACCCAUGUCCGGCAUGAAAGCAAGCAUCAUCAGUGAACUGAACACCAAAUUGCAACAAAGGAGCAAAGGAAUGGAGAACUGGGGAGCACAGCGAUCACUCAGCAGGCACAGGUUCUCUGAAGAUUCAACAGGUGCACUGAGCCCUCCAUCGGUACGCUCGCCCUCUCCAUCUCCUCUGGCUCAGCCUGCACUAUCUCCGUCUCCUACAGCUUCCCCCCAUCCUCCUCUCUACCCAAACUGGGCUCGAUCAUCUUCCCCGCAGCCCCCCGGUGCCCCUUCUCAACCCCCCUCCACUGCCCCUGGCACCACUGCCCGCUCCCAUUCACCCGUCUCACCUUCAGCCUAUGCACCCUACCCCACCUCCCCUAAGCACCGUCCGGUUUACCGGUCCAAAGCCCUCGAGUUCCAGUUCAUCCCAAGCAGGGAGUCACGUAAGGCGGAGUCUCAGCGCCGACGAGCACCCAGUCCACUCAUCUCACCCUCAGAGCGUCCCAAACUGGGUCCCCCAAGGCCUUCUUCCCUCCCUAUCCUUCCCACUACACCACUUUACAGCAGCUUAUAUGACCUACGCGGUUCCAUCACUCCUCCAUCCCCCGCUAAUCCCCUAGGUGACGCUUACUUCUCUCCAUCCCCUCCUUUGUUUGCUCCUUCUGGAGCACCGCCACCACCUAAUUCAUCCCUGGUGGUCUCUCGCUCCCUUUCACCCACCCACUUCCUCUCUGGUUCAUCCUCCCCACCACUCCACUCUAUAGCUCCACCCACUUGCCUAAGUUACCCUCACUUGCCUCCUCCAUCCCCUUCCAAGCCCUUUGCCUCCAAGCCGCUGCCCUACUGGACCAAGUAUGACGUAGCUGAUUGGCUGGCCUACCUGAACCUGGCUGAGCAUAGGGAGCGCUUCCUGGACAACGAGAUUGAUGGCACGCAUCUGCCUUCGCUCACCAAGGAGGACUUCCUGGACCUUGGUGUAACUCGUGUGGGCCAUCGCAUGAAUAUAGAGCGAGCGCUCAGGAGGGUGAUGGACAGGUUGUCCUCUAGCCCCUUCCCCAUUUCUGCCCUCUCCCCACGAGAUGGAAGAGCCAGGGAUGAAGGUGCCCGGAGCUGAGAGGACAGACCAAAAGAUAGAAAGACACUAAGGACAAACAAAGUGACAAAAGUCUGAGCAACUGUGGCUAUCUGCGGCUGACAAACCUCUUUACAGACAGAAGCAACAAGGACAUCACCGUUACCAGGGAAUGUUGAGAGGAAAGAAGAGUAAGAGAUGCAGGGAUGGAAAAUGGGGAUACCAAGCUUAUCCGGCAACAACCCACACAAACACACCUCACAGAUCACUCUCAGAUAAAGGCGCAUUCUCACAUGCUUACUUACUUACUUGCACUGAGCAAUCAGAAACAGGAAGCCCGAAAAAUAUCGACAUAAACACAAUCUGAGCCAAAUACUAUGACAGAAACAAUCAAACGUAUUAUCGCAGUUCUUGGUUUGUUGAUUUAUUUAUAUUUUUAUUUACGACAUAAGAGAGAUACUGAGUCGUCCAUUGAGGUCUUUCUCUGUUUUUGGUCGGUGUCACACGUGACUCUAAGCCUUACUCUCCCCUUUUCUGAUUGGUUCUUGGUUGGGACUCCUUAAUCAAAAAAAACAACACAGUGGUACAGUCAUAGUGUAACAGAAAAGAACCUGACUGGUGGAAACCUAGGUGCUCAGAGCAGUGGCCAGUUUACUGCCUAAUACCUAACUCAGAGAGUGUGUGUAGACCCAAGAAUCCCUCUUCUAUACGUGUGUGUGUGUGUGUGUGAAUGAACUAAAUAGUGUUCGAAGGUCGUUUUUACCUUUGGAGGAAUUCGCCGAAGCUUGCUGAUGUUGUAUUUUGCUAGAACCUUCUCAUGGCAUAAAUAUAUAUAUAAAUAUAUAUAUAUAUAUAUUAUACAUUAACAGACUGGUCACUGUAUUGCAAACCCGUAGCAAAAAACAAAAAAAACAAAAGAAAAAACAAAAAGACAAGUGCCCAGACCAACAGAAUACAGAUAUACACAUACCCAAUGCAACAUCAGGCUCACCUCCAUAACUAUGAACACACACCAUUUAUUCACAAUACAAAAAUGGGACACCUAAUUAUCUACAUAUGGACCAGAGGUGAAUGACGUCAACAAAAAGAAAACCGUUUUUACGACACUCUCGACAAGUUGAAGUGACUGCUACACCAAUCGACUGAACAGCGAUCCAGAGGUUCACUGUCCAUAAGGGAGGAGAGAGACGCCAAAAUCUCUUUCCUAAUCACAACUCCUUUUACAAUAGCUCUCUUUAUUAGGAGGCAAAGUGGGAUGUGCAUCCAGAUGCCCUGAAUUUGUGGCAUUCGUGCUUAUACCUGUUUUAAUAUGAUGAUUGUUCUUAUAACAAAGACAUUUUUAAACUUUAAAAGGGUCUGGAAUACUAAUGUUGUUAUAUAAAAGAAGAGAGAUUUAUUGUUAUUUAGCGCAGUUCAUUGCUCUCAUGGUCCUUGCUGUUAUCAGCUAAAGCUAUGCCAUUCUGCUCCCCUUUACUUGAUGUGUCCAAAUAAGAGGCGUGUCUGAUUUUGCAAGGGGCGGGGCUUAAGUGAAACUUGAUAACCUAAACCGUGAACUUGGAUCAUGUGGUAUCACCGCUAGUUUUUAUUUAAUUUCAUUUCUAUAUGAUUUCUAUAACUCAGUCUAUUGCUUAGAAAUGGCACGGAUUUAGCUCCUGUUAGCAAGCUGGCAAACUUAACUACUGGUUUAUUUACACAAUAAAUAGUUUACCAAACAUACCUAAAAUUAGUCACACCCUUGGAUUGGCUGAUUGG